Acipenser ruthenus (sterlet) is the source of this 6065-nucleotide messenger RNA. Its product is annotated as zinc finger protein 16-like. The transcript has 7 exons. Bases 229 to 3711 code for a protein of 1160 amino acids. Gene Ontology annotation, molecular function: DNA-binding transcription factor activity; RNA polymerase II cis-regulatory region sequence-specific DNA binding. The record is from RefSeq and is a predicted model, not a curated record. Gene Ontology annotation, biological process: regulation of transcription by RNA polymerase II. Lineage: Eukaryota; Metazoa; Chordata; Actinopteri; Acipenseriformes; Acipenseridae.
ACGAAAUUACAGCGCGUGUCAUUAACCGGAAGAGCCUCCGCCUCGGAGCAUGCGCACAAACUGCAUCCGGGAACGCGGCGCUGCUGGCGUUUCAAACACACAGCAGGAGGUAAACACGGAGCCCUGCGGAGGAUUUUAUAUUUGUGUGUUUAGUUAAACGAUAUUACAUACCCGUUUGUAAGGCGUGGACGAGACUAAAAGCUGUUAAACAGAAUCCCGUGUGCUGCCAUGGACAGUGUGAAGAUGGAAUCUGUCCAGAUUAAAGAGGAGUUCCCUGAACUUGAACUGGUCCCCAUUAGAUUGGAGUUCUCUGGGCUGGCUUCCCUCCCCAUUAAACAGGAGCUCUGUGAGAUGCAAUGUGACAGCAGCCAACCAGAGGUCUCUGAGAUUAAAGCUGAGCACAAUGAACAGGAGGUCCCCCAGACAGAAGAACCCCUUCCUGUGAAACAAGAAGAGGUGCUGGAAACUGUCCGUAUUAAAUGGGAGCCCCUUGAAGUAGAGUUUGACCACACGGAACCAGUGAAGGAAGAAUCUGAGGAUUUCAAACCAAACAUCCCUGAGCUGGAGCCUGUACGCCUGCGGGAGUGUAGCGUGGUGCUGGAGAGAAUCUGCGUGAGAGAGCAAGGUGCUGGAGAGGAAGGCUCUCCCAACAGCAUGCAAGGAGGUGGAAAGGAAGACGGGCGCUCCCAUUCAGAAUGCAGUCUAGCAGGUUCCAGUCCAGCAGCUAAAGCGAGGGCGGGCGCUGGAGAAUAUCCUGACUGUGGGAAAGGUUUCACCCAGUUAGAGCAUUUAAAAAUACCCCAGAGAGCUGACACAGGAGAGAAACCGUACCACUGCUCUGACUGUGGGAAGAGUUUCAGUAGGUCAGGAGACAUGAAAGCACACCAGCGAAUUCACACAGGAGAGAAACCGUAUAGCUGCUCUGACUGUGGGAAGAGUUUCAGUCAGUCAAACAACCUUGUUUCACACCAGCGAAUUCACACAGGAGAGAAACCGUAUUCCUGCUCUGACUGUGGGAAGAGUUUCAGUCAGUCAAACAACCUUGUUUCACACCAGCGAAUUCACAGAGGAGAGAAACUGUAUCGCUGUUCUGAUUGUGGGAAGAGUUUCACUCGGGCAGGAACCCUGAAAGCACACCAGGAAAUUCACAUAGGAGGGAAAACAUAUUGUUGCUCUGACUGUGGAAAGAGUUUCAGUCAUUCAAACAGCCUUGUUUUCCACCAGCGAAUUCACACAGGAGAGAAACCGUAUCGCUGCUCUGACUGUGGAAAGAGUUUCAGUGUUUCAGGACAACUGACAACACACCAGCGAAUUCACACAGGAGAUCAACCGUAUCGCUGCUCUAACUGUGGGAAGAGUUUCAGUCAGUCAGCCAGCCUUAAAACACACCAGCGAAUUCACACAGGAGAGAAACCUUAUCACUGCUCUGACUGUGGGAAGAGUUUCAGUUAUUCAGGAAACCUGAAAACACACCAGCGAAUUCACACAGGAGAGAAACAGUACCACUGCUUUGACUGUGGGAAGAGUUUCCGUCUUAAACAAGGCCUUCAAAAACACCAGCGUACUCACACAGGAGAGAAACCGUAUCGCUGCUCUGACUGUGGGAAGAGUUUUAGUCGGUUAGACAACCUUGUUUCACACCAGCGAAUUCACUCUGGAGAGGAUCCGUAUCGCUGCUCUGACUGUGGGAAGAGUUUCCGUUUUAAACAAGGCCUUCAGAAACACCAACAAAUCCACAGAGGAGAGAAACUACUAAACAGAAUCCCGUGUGCUGCCAUGGACAGUGUGGAGAUGGAAUCUGUCGAGAUUAAAGAGGAGUUCCCUGAAGUAGAGUUUGACCACACGGAACCAGGGAAGGAAGAAUCGGAGGACUUCAAACCAAACAUCCCUGAGCUGGAGCCUGUACGCCUGCGGGAGUGUAGCGUGGUGCUGGAGAGAAUCUGUGUGAGAGAGCAAGGCGCUGGAGAGGAAGGCUCUCCCAACAGCAUGCAAGGAGGUGGAAAGGAAGACGGGCGCUCCCAUUCAGAAUGCAGUCUAGCAGUUUUCAGUCCAGCAGCUAAAGCGAUGGCGGGCGCUGGAGAAUAUCCUGACUGUGGGAAAGGUUUCACCCAGUUAGGGCAUUUUAAAGUGGACCAGCGAACUGACACAGGAGAGAGACCAUAUUGCUGCUCUGACUGUGGGAAGAGUUUCAGUCAGUCAAGAGACCUGAAAACACACCAGCGAAUUCACACAGGAGAGAAACCGUAUCUCUGCUCUGACUGUGGAAAGAGUUUCAGUCAGUUAGGCAACCUUGUUUCACACCAGCUAAUUCACACAGGAGAGAAACCGUAUUGCUGCUCUGACUGUGGGAAGAGUUUCCGUCAUUCAAGCAACCUGAAAAAACACCAGCAAAUUCACACAGGAGAGAAACCCGUUUGCUGCUCUGACUGUGGGAAGAGUUUCAAUCACUUGGCAUACCUGAGAAAACACCAGCAAAUUCACACGGGAGAGAAAACAUUUCACUGCUGUUACUGUGAGAAGAGUUUCCGUGUUAAACGAGUCCUUCAAAAACACCAGCGAAUUCACACAGGAGAGAAACCGUAUUGCUGCUCUGACUGUGGGAAGAGAUUCAGUCAGUCCGGAAACCUGAAAAGACAUCAGCAAAUUCACAGACUACUAAACAGAAUCCCGUGUGCUGCCAUGGACAGUGUGAAGAUGGAAUCUGUCGAGAUUAAAGAGGACAUCCCUGAAGUAGAGUUUGAGCACAUGGAACCAGUGAAGGAAGAAUCCGAGGACUUCAAACCAAACAUCCUUGAGCUGGAGCGUGUACGCCUGCGGGAGUGUAGCGUGGUGCUGGAGAGAAUCUGCGUGAGAGAGCAAGGCGCUGGAGAGGAAGGCUCUCCCAAUGGGCGAUCACAUUCAGAAUGCAGUCUAGCAGGUUCCAGUCCAGCAGCUAAAGCUAGGGCGGGCGGUGGAGAAUAUCCUGAGUGUGGGAAAGGGUUCACCCAGCUAGGGCAUUUAAAAAUGCACCAGCGAACUCACACAGGUGAGAGACCUUAUCCCUGCUCUGACUGUGGGAAGAGUUUCAGUCUGUCAGGAAACCUGAAAAAACACCAGCAAAUUCACACAGGAGAGAAACCGUAUCACUGCUCUUACUGUGGGAUGAGUUUCAUUCACUCAGGAAACCUGAAAACACACCAGCGUACUCACACAGGAGAGAAAAGGUAUCUCUGCUCUUACUGUGGGAAGAGUUUCAGGCAGCCAGGAACCCUGAAAGGACACCAGCGAACUCACACAGGAGAGAAACCGUAUCGCUGCUCUGACUGUGGAAAGUGUUUCAGUCAGUCAAGCAACCUUGUUUCACACCAGAGAAUUCACACAGGAGAGAAACCGUAUCACUGCUCUGACUGUGGGAAGAGUUUCAGUCAUCCGAACCACCUUGUAGCACAUCUGCGAAUUCACACAGGAGAGAAACCGUUUCGCUGCUCUUACUGUGGGAAGAGAUUCAAUCACUCAAACAAUCUGAAAAAACACCAGCGAAUUCACACAGGAGAGAAACCAUUUCGCUGCUCUUACUGUGGGAAGAGAUUCUGUGUUAAACGAGGCCUUCAAAUACACCAGCUAAUUCACACAGGUGAGAAACCGUAUUCCUGCUCUGACUGUGGGAAAAGUUUCAGUCAGGCUGGAAACCUGAAAAGACACCAGCAAAUUCACAGAGGAGAGAAACCUUAAAGACUAUGUUCAAUGGGACCUUUCACUCAUGAGGAAAAAAACGUUAGCCUUGCAUUAUGAAUCCCUGUGUAAUUAGUGUUUUGUGUAUCACUCUUAAGGGCAUGCAUUUUAAAUGGUAAAAAUGCUCUUCAGCUCUCUUGCACUCUGAUUGUGUCAGAAAGUGGGCGGAGACGCGGACACGUCACAAGAGGCUUCUCUGCUGUCAGUUUAACUCAGGCUGUCAAUGCAGUCAGUACCUGGGAGCGGGAAUAUGCAGAAAGGAAACUAUUCUGCACCUCAUCUGAUGGACGAGUCAGGAGAAAUUGAUAACUCAGUGUGGGGAAUGAGUUUCAGGGUUUAGCAUUUAAACUGCAUAGACUUGAAAAUAAAUACAUUUGAUGGGAACGAGUAUCCCGACCCCGGUAUGUAGCAUCCCAGAGACAAGACUGCACCGUCCUUACUGGACAACCGCCUGGAGGGUUUGUCUUGUAAAUUCAUCAUGAUUCUAAAACUAAUGAAAAAUGAUAGUGUCCCAUGACUGUAUUAUGAGAUGAAUGGCUGAAUACUGCGUGACGUGUAGCUUUGCGAUGUGCAUUGUCCAUGCUUCUAUUAGUGCUGCUCUUGUAAACUGCCCUGAGUAAUAGCAGUGUAGCAAGCAUGUGUACGGAUCUUAUGUACAGAAAGUCAAAUUGUGUAACCUGAGUUCUAAAGCGACUUGACUGUACAAUUAACCCUGGUGUGUGCUGAUUAAUUAUACAACAAAAUAGUAAGCAAUGCGAAAAACACCUUUGUCUAAAUUGUAUUCAAAUGAGUAAAAUGUGUGUGGUUUUUUUUUUUUUUUUAAGCCCAUUGUAUCAAAUUGAGUUCUCAUGCUCUGCCUCUUUGGGUGAGCCUUCAUCAUGGUGACAUGUAGCACUCAGACAGACUCUACAGGCAGAGGAUAGAGAGGAGGGGCUUGCAAAGUGCCUUUUGGGUAGAGAAAAAUAUAUAUAUAUAAGUCACAACUAGUAUUUAUAGAUCUUUUUUUUUUCUUUCAUGGUUUGUGUGUCUGAUGUACAGAAUUCAUGUUGUUUGCCAAGAUACUGGUUAAUGUUCUCUCUAGUUCCAGCUAGCACACUGCUCCUGGGUAUUGCAACACUUCAGCAAGUUUAGAGCUCGGAUGCAGUGCUUUUAAUCCUGCAGUAAACUCCAGGGGAAGAAGAUGGAAACCAGUAUUUCUCACUCUACAUAUAGUUGGUGUAAAAUAAAACUUUUUCAUUUUAAAAUACAGAAAUAUUUAUUAACUACCCACUUGCUGAGCUGCUACGUAAGCACAUGGGUUUUUUUUUUUAAUAUCAUUUUUUGUUUUGUUUUUGUUACUGGUAUAAAGUGAAAAAAAAAUAAAAUUAAAUUCUUCAGUUUCCAAAGAGUGAAUUUACAAGCACAGUGAGAUCCACAUUCAACUCAAAUGGUGUCUAACAGGGCACUAGGAAAGAAGAGACUCCCUCCCUCAAAGAGAAAGAAAGAGCGCCCCCUCCAGUCUAUAGAGAUGUAAAGCAAGGAGACGGAUUCCAUGCGCGCACAGCAGCUUCACUGCGGAACGAAACCUUGUCAUGUGACAGAGUCAGAUAAUACAGACUUCAGUGACGUAUUAAAACGGAGACAUGCAGUCAUUUAAGCACGUGUCGUCCUUUCAAAGAACAAAAAAUCAACAAAUGCUAGAAUUUAAAAACAUGCACUAGUUGACAAUGCGGUGAAGAUAAAAAAAAGUAAGUUGCAUUUUGUAUUUCAGUUUUUUUUUUUUUGCGGCGCUCGGACGCGGCAGACUCAGAGUUUGUUUGUAAAAUGAACACGGCAUGGCGGCAUCAACAAGACCGAUUGAAUUUCCUUUGAAGUCAGACCUGUGUGACAAACAGCCUCUGCCUGCUGCUGUAUUACUGUGAGCCGCGGUGUUUUCAGCUCGGUCAAUGCUUUCUGUACCAGCACAGGUAUGUGAUGCUAUCGCUGUAGCUCUACUUACAGUUACACCAUAGGCUUUUCAGCACGAUAGAUUUUUUUUUAUAUAAUUGGUGUUUCUGUAUGGUAUAGGCAUUUUGUACUAGCACAGGCAUGGGCCGUUUUUAGGAGUUUUCAUUAGGAGGGGGGGCAGGCAGCUGGGGGGGCAACGAGUUAGGGGCGUUACCGCAGACAUUUCUGCAUUGAAUUUGACCGAUAUUACUAAAUGAAUAGAACUUUCACAUUUUCUUAACAUACAGUAUUUACACAUUUCUACACAGUAUUGGUAUACUUAGGCCUUCACAUGCUUUGCAUUGUGGCAAUGGGUGCUUCUGUUUCUAUGGUUUCUUUCAAAAAUAUCAGUUUACCCCAGUGCACCAAAGGACUUUGCCAGUACAACU